UAUCCGAUCCUUAACCUUCACCGGUUUUGCGGUUGCACUUACGCGGGUACCCAACACUCCACAAACUCAAAUUUUAAAAACCCAAAAAAGAAAAAAUCAUAAAAAAUGGAAAACGAUACAGCGGAGGUUCAAGAAGUUACCGUCGCCGUUAACGGUUUUUACGGCGGCGGCGAUGAUGAGGAAGUGUUGAUUACAGAAGACGGAAGUGGAAAGAAAAACGCGGACCGCGUAAAAGGGCCAUGGUCACCUGAGGAAGAUGCGAUACUUAGUCGUUUGGUUAGUAAUUUUGGGGCGAGGAAUUGGAGUUUGAUCGCACGAGGAAUACCAGGUAGAUCCGGGAAAUCGUGUCGGUUAAGGUGGUGUAAUCAGCUUGAUCCUGCUGUUAAACGCAAACCCUUUACCGAUGAUGAAGAUCGGAUUAUCCUUCAGGCCCAUGCUAUUCAUGGGAACAAAUGGGCAUCAAUUGCAAGGCUUUUGCCAGGUAGAACAGAUAAUGCCAUUAAAAAUCAUUGGAAUUCAACCUUGAGGCGCCGUUGUGCCGAACUUGGUAGGCUAAGAAGUGACUCCAGCAACGUCAUGGAGGAUGUUAGUGUUGAAAAAUCAAAAGCAUCAUCCGAGGAAACCCAAUCAUGUGGAGAUGUGAAUUCUUUGAAAGCUAUUGAGGGAAAAGAUGUUAGCUCUGAAGAAAACCAAGAAGAUAAUCUCUAUGAGGAUAAGAGUCAAGGAGAUGUUCAACAGAGUGAUGCAGCAAAUGAUCCUCAUACGCUCUUCCGUCCUGUGGCUCGUGUAAGUGCUUUUAGCGCAUAUGGUUCUUUGAAUGUCCCAGAAUCCCAACUGCAAACUCCAAGGCUAAUUCCUGUCCAAGCGCCUGAUCUUGGGAUAAGCAAAUUGCUUGAAGGAGCUUUCACCGACAGAUUAGUGCCUCACCAAUGUGGACAUGGCUGUUGUGGCAAUGCCAAUCAAGCAAUUAACGGAAGUUCACUGUUGGGGCCUGAGUUUGUUGACUAUGAUGAGCCUCCUUCCUUCUCAAGCCAUGAGUUGGCCACAUUAGCCACAGAGAUAAGUAAUGUUGCUUGGUGUAAAAGUGGGUUGAAAAACAGCAGCAUUGAGGUUAUCUUCAAUCCAACAACCAGGGCAGUGUGUGGUGCCUCUCACUUGCCAAGCAGACCGUUCUAAUCUUUCAAAUGAGUAACCAUAUAUAUUAUAUAUGAUAUAUAACUUGGAAAUUAUGAUGGAUGCAGUGUCAACCUCAACAAGUAGGUGAUAGCUACCAUGAUACAAAAGAUUUGACUUGAUUUACCAAACUUACGUAAUACGAAGUUGGGUAACCGACUUAGUGUCCAAACUGUUCUCUGAUUGAAAAGAGUGUGAAUGCAUUAUUUUCUUAGGUCUUCAUUCAUGAGGAGGAAUUUUAGAAAUGUUCUUUACUUAGAUGAGUCCCGUUGAAUAGUAGGAUUCAAAGCUUCGUGUGUUGUAAUUUAACAAGAUGAUGGUGUUUUUAUUCAAAGUGUGGUUCCUCCUUCCUUCAA
Capsicum annuum is the source of this 1529-nucleotide messenger RNA. Its product is annotated as transcription factor MYB1. The record is from RefSeq and is a predicted model, not a curated record. Gene Ontology annotation, cellular component: nucleus. The transcript is spliced from 2 exons. Gene Ontology annotation, molecular function: DNA-binding transcription factor activity, RNA polymerase II-specific; RNA polymerase II cis-regulatory region sequence-specific DNA binding. Lineage: Eukaryota; Viridiplantae; Streptophyta; Magnoliopsida; Solanales; Solanaceae. Gene Ontology annotation, biological process: regulation of DNA-templated transcription. Bases 106 to 1176 code for a protein of 356 amino acids.